Molecule: messenger RNA, 1234 nt
Organism: Mytilinidion resinicola
Lineage: Eukaryota; Fungi; Ascomycota; Dothideomycetes; Mytilinidiales; Mytilinidiaceae
Exons: 1
Coding region: 318-1100 (260 amino acids)
Source: RefSeq, a predicted model, not a curated record
AUUACUAUAACGCCACCAAAAGUUGCAUGGAGGGCGGUUGGCCCGACCCCCUUGUAUCAAUAACGCGAUGUAUACCAACUAUCACAAGGCACACUCAACACAGCCGCAUAGGCGCCAAUCGGUUGGAGAGACUGAAGGCAAGGCUACCUUGUUUAACGAUGAGAAGUAUAUAUCGUGUGUUACUUUGACCUUCUUUUCUACUCAUCAUUCAACUCCUCGCAAACCAUUCCAGUGGCCACAAACGCGUUCGAAGCAUCCAAUACCUCGAGCCGAGUCCAUUCAAACAGCUGUAAGAAGACUCAAUCGCAGGUAGCACCAUGGGCUGCUUCUCCUCCAAGCAGGCGACUCCAUCGGCCUCCGAGCCGAUUCCUAUGGCCAAACCCUUCAACAACUCCGUCAAGGACCCUAUCGCCAAACCACUCACUCCUCGGGAAGAGCCACCCUCCCCGUCAAGGUCUCAGAACCUACCCUCAAAGGAAGAUCCUAAUUCCAAAGAAAGCCCCAAACCUAGCAACCCGACCCCGGCAUCCAAUGGCAAGCGCACAGAAUCCCCCCCGUCAAAAUCUCAGAACCGACACUCAGAGGAAGAAGAACGAAUUUCCAAAGCCAGUCCCAAACCUAGCAGUCCGACCCCGGCAUCCAAAGGCAAGCGUACAGCCUCUUCCCCAGCCUGGAAUCGGCCCAUCCCAACCGUAAAUCUUGCUUCUACAAACGAUACUCUCAUCCAGAACCAACUCGCCCUGAUCUCGACAUUAGAACCUCCAUGUGACCCCCCCAGUCAUCAUCAGCAUCAUCCGCCGUCCGUUGAUCCGGCGCCGAGCUCGACUUUAUACUCUGGUGGAGUUAGUUAUUCGCAGCCGGCAGUAGCUUCAACUUCGCAUUCGAACUCUCAUUCUACCUCUUAUGGUGGUGGGUACAGUAGCUACAGCGGGGGUUCUAGCGGCCGUAGCGGGGGCCACCACUCCAGCAGCUAUACGAGUGGAGGCGGAGGUGGAGAUAGCGGAGGCUAUACGUCGACCAGUUACUCGAGCGGAGGAGGAGGAGGUAGUGGUGGAGACAGCGGUGGAUACAGCGGCGGUGGAGGCGACAGCGGUUAUUGAUUUCAGAGUAGGCGAAGUAAGGUGUAUAGGAUAGAUGUCAGUGCUCGAUCAGUGUAUUACUUCGGUUAUCUUAGAAUUCAAUAUCUGAAAGUUUUUCUUCUCCACUUCUCCCACCAUCAAUAUUUAUAGCGGAC